CGGCCUUCCCUGGAACGUUCUUCCCGUGCUGCUGCCUUCAAUCUGUCAUUCUCUAACUCCCCAUAGAUAAAUUUGUCGCUGCCCAUUACAUCGUCCACCACCAACUUGCCCCCCCCCAAAUUUAUCAUCAACGACGCUCUCCCCAAGGAAAGACCAUCGAUCGGUGAUCGGUUUGAGCGGUUUCGGUGGGAGAGCAAGAUGAUUCAGCUGUUGUUUGCGCUGCUGUCGGCGGAGGUGGGGAUGGUGGUGGUGCUGCUGUUCAAGACGCCGCUGCGGAAGCUGGCCAUCCUGGGGCUGGACCGCCUCAAGCGCGGGCGCGGGCCCGUCAUGGUCAAGACCGUGGCCGGCACCGUCCUCGUCGUCCUGGCUUCCAGCGUCUACAGCAUGCUCAAGAUCCGCGACCGCUCUGCCGAGACUGGCUUUCUCACGCCCACCGAUCAGGUCCUCAUGAGCCAGAACCUCCUCGAGGCCUCCCUCAUGGGAUAUUCUCUAUUCCUUGCACUGAUAAUUGACCGACUGCACCAUUAUAUUAGAGAACUGCGGGGUUUAAGAAAGAGCAUGGAGGCUGUAAUGAAACAAAACAGGGCCUUAGAAGAAACAAAGAAUGGGGGUUCAGAUGACUUAAAAUCACGAGACAAGGAGACCACCGAUUUGAAUGAACAGAUCAAACAGCUGAAACUGGAGUUAGAUGCGAUAAGUAAGGAGGCAAAGGCAGCAGAAGCCAAUGCAACAGCUCUAGGUAAACAAUCUGAAGGGCUUCUUCAAGAAUAUGACCGCCUUUUGGAGGACAACAAGAAUCUUCGAAACCAAUUGCAGUCAAUUGAUCUCAGGUUGUCACAUUCUGAUAGCAAGAAGAACCCUUGAGAUUAUCAUGAAAUGUUUUGCUGUUGGGUUGAAAACUUAAUUUUCCUGAAAGAACCAUCCUUUUACAUUUUUUAUUGGAUAUGGUGUCUAAAGAUAUGGUGUCAAUCCUUUGAUGAGUCAUAUGAGUCACUGCAAAACAAUGCAUGAUCUGAUCUUAUGAUCUAGCAAUUGACAUGUAUGGUUAGGGGUGUUAAAAAUGAGUACAGCAAGGUUCUAUACAAAAAUAGCUCUAAACUAGCUCUCGAUGAAUUGCCUAC
Elaeis guineensis (African oil palm) is the source of this 1121-nucleotide messenger RNA. RefSeq lists its product as uncharacterized. Gene Ontology annotation, cellular component: endoplasmic reticulum; endoplasmic reticulum membrane. Gene Ontology annotation, biological process: intracellular protein transport; endoplasmic reticulum to Golgi vesicle-mediated transport. Lineage: Eukaryota; Viridiplantae; Streptophyta; Magnoliopsida; Arecales; Arecaceae. The record is from RefSeq and is a predicted model, not a curated record.